Messenger RNA from Alternaria rosae, 1491 nucleotides. RefSeq lists its product as uncharacterized. The coding region runs from base 139 to 1311 and encodes 390 amino acids. NCBI's taxonomy places the organism in Eukaryota, Fungi, Ascomycota, Dothideomycetes, Pleosporales, Pleosporaceae. The record is from RefSeq and is a predicted model, not a curated record. The transcript is spliced from 4 exons.
UUACAGCGUCUCUUAGUUUACGAUUCCAUCUUUUCCCCGAUGUCAUGACGACGCCCGGUACGCUUGGCAUGCGCUUUAAGUAUCGAACAUAUCCAGACUAUCUGCUAGAGACGUCUUGAAAGACAAUCGAAUACAAACAUGGAUCAACUCAGUCUCGUUGAUAAGCCGCUAGCAUGGUUGCUCUUGCUGGUUGGGGUACUUGUUGUGGCAUUCUUUCAGCGAGAUCGACUACAAAAGGCAGUCAGUCGAUCUCCGCUAGUGCCAACGACAUCACUAAGCAACAAGAAACUCGAGCUCGUGGAUCCAGAAGCUAUAUACAACGCCAUCACUCCCCUACCAAACUUCAACCUUGAAACAGAAGCGCCUCUCAAACUUCGUCCGUUCAAACCCAAGUUCCACAUGACUAUGGCUCUCGAGAACACCACCCUUAAUGACCUCCUAGCAAUGGAUAACACGUACCGUACGCGUUUGCAAAUACGAACACAACUUCUCCAAGAAGAACGUCACGAAGUCCUCGCAUGCAACCCAGAAGCCGUCCCCGCAGUCCAAGAGCUCUACAAAUGGCUCAUAGGAACUUACCUACCCCAACGCUUCCCAAGUCUAUACCGCAUCACAGAAUCAGGCAAGCAUCUGCGGAACCACGUCACAGAUACCCUCGUCCCAUUACACAUGACCAACGGAGAAGAAGCACUGGAAAUUCUAGGUGCGAACAUCGACACGGAAUUCCUGUUACUCACUCCUUCUCCUUCUACAUCUGCACCUACUACUCCAACGAAAUACGUAUUAACAGCCUUCGUAAACUGCUUUCCAAGCGGCUUCAACACACGCUCAAAACUUGGCCAACUCCUUGCUGACAUCCAUGCUCCCGUCCCCGGUUACGCUGCAAAGCUCGAGAAGAGUAUGGAUCGCUUCUUUGCCAAUCUACCGGUGGGCAAGAUUGUCAAGCGGAGUAAUUGGAGCAUCAGUACGAAUGGCGAGUUGUUCUGCUUGAAGGGUAAUCAUAUGAGCGAAGAGGAGAUGAAAAGAAAGCAAGAGGUGGGGGAUGAAGAGGAUAUUGAUUUGAACAAGUCGGUGGUAAGGUGUGAGAGGCAGACGUUGCACCGUUUACCAAAGACCGGAGCAUUGGUUUUUGCGUUCAAGACCUACCAGUAUCCCCUCCGUGAAUUGAGGGACGAAGGAAGUGGACAGGUUCUUGCGGAAGCUAUCGACGGGUUAGGCCUGGGCAGUGUACCAGCAAUGACUAUCUACAAGCGUCAGGUCAUUUGGGGUGAUAAAGUCAAAGCGUUCUUGAGAGGAGAGAGUGACGCUUGAAGUAUGGGAAAGUUGUAUAGCACAUUGCUUGUUUUACCACAUGCAUCAUGCUGACUGUGUUUUGAGAUACCAGAAGCCCAGUAUUGUACAUGUGAACUAGCUUUCCACCUCGUCAUUUUUCCUCCACCGAAAAUGUCAUACGAAUCGGGAGUCCUUCUAGGGACGUCCAAGGCCGAUUCG